CAUCCUUGGAAUUCAUUCAGUUAUGUUGACACUGACAACUUUGCAGCUGUUAUUUGCCUGGGUUCCCACGUGCUCACUGAUGUGACAUUCUCUGGAAACCAAUGAGAGUCACACGACACGAGCAUGAGGUUGAGGUUGGAGAACAUCCAGUGGCGGACUGGCUCCCCGGGAGAGCUCGGGAAUGUGAGAUUUAAGGAUGAGUGAAGGAACAGGGGAUCUCAGAGUUCCAGAUGAUUAUUACCUGCAGAUCAGAAAUCUAAAGAGAAAUAUUUUCGUCACUCAACUCGGCGACAGAAGAGAUGAAGAUGAUGAGGACGUGAAUCACAUUCCAAUUGUCAGACAGGCUUCUGGUGAGAUUCUGGCGAGUGACCCAAAGACUUUUCAGAAGACCUUAGUGCUGAAGAAAGAAGUUGAAGUUGACCAAGUCAGUGCCGCACUUGCAGCUAAAAGGCAGGAGUUCUCUGAACGUAUGGAAGCAGUUGCUAAGCGCAUGGUGGAAUAUGAGAAAGCAGAACUGGCUAGUAAGCAACGAGCCCUGAAGUUUGAUAAGUUUCUCAAGGACAACGAGGCUAAGAGGCGACGAGCUAUUCAGAAGUAUCAGCUGGAAGUGAAACAAAACGAGGCAAAAUCUCAGGAGUUACAGAAUCUGCUUCGCCAGUUGGAAGAGCUGAAAGUCAGGCAGCGGAAACUGCAGAAAAAGAUGACACAAAAUAAAAUCUACGAAGAAUACCUCCAGAACGCCAUUGACAAUAUGCCAGAAGACUACUUGGAGUACAAUGCAGAAUCACUGUUGCUCAGCAUCAUUAGAAGAUACGAAACCCUGGGAGCCACCAACGAAACUCUAAUCAAUAACCUGAGCAGGUUGUCAGAUGUGCAAGAAAAGAGCCAACAUCACCUGGAAGCACUCCGGCAGGAACAUGGCAACAGCAAACUUACGAUCAACAGUGAGCUUUCACUGCUUCGAGACAAAUGUGAUAAAAGGAAGGAGAAGAACAGGCAGUUGGAAAUGAAAAUAAAUCUACACGGAGGGAACUUUAGGUACAAGAGUGAAGAACUUGGUGCUCUGCUGCUGGCGAUUAAUAACCUGGCUGAUCAGUGCUAUGUUAAACAUUAUGGAGCACUGAAAGAAAUCAGCAUUUUGGGAAAAUUGGACAUGAUAAAGGAAUUCAUCUUGGAAAAGCGAGUUGUUACACAAAUGGCAAUGCAAGCUGUCGAUUCUAUGUUAGCAGCGGAUCAAAAUCACAGCAAGUCAGGAGUCUCCAACCAACUGAGGGCAUCCAAACUCUCAAUGGGAAAUCACAACAAAACACUGAGCAGCGAUCAGAGAAAUAGACUAAAGCUUUCCAACAGCAAGACUCAGUGAACAACCUCAGCAUUCUCAUUCCAAGUGAAAAAUUAUUUGGUGCUUCAAUUCGCUCAAAAGUUAUUACAAAUGUACUUCAGUCACCAAGCAAUGCCAAUUUAAUGCUGGCCGCUUCCCAUUUAAGUGUGAAUGGACUGGUAGCAGACUGAGGAGUGAAAUGUUCAGACAACGUAGGUUGCUCAGCAUUAUGAUCCUAACCAAGCCAACCACAAAAAGUUGUUUGAUAGAAAAACAGACACCAGGAGAAACUCACUUUUCUUUUUAACUUGGUGUUAUAGGAUGUUUAACCACCGCCUGAAAGGGCAGAUGGGACCUUGGUUUAACUAAGAGUCAGAGCGCUUAAUGUUCUUCACAAAGUAUAAAUCAAUUCGAUAUCGCAAAAUGAGCUCCAAAGAUGAGAAAUACCCAAUGACGUUGAGUAAAGCAACAACAACAACAACAUCUUGAAUUUACACAGCGCCCGUCACACAGGGUAGCGUCCCAGAGCAGUGAAUUCUGCCCUGAGCUCGCCCGCUGGCUGUCUGUUCUUGUUUAACACACAAACAUACAUACAUACAUCAUAAAUGUUGACCGACUAGCAAUUUGGAAGAAUUUUUGAUCUCACUCCUUGAGUACUGCAGAGCUGCUCGGCUCAGGCUCUGGAACUGCUGAGUCUAGUGCAGAGAGAGUACUGAUGGCUGCUCUCCCCUUGGCACGAACAUGACCACAGGGGCUUUGCCAAUCCCAGAGACACCUUUCCCCCAUUGAAGGUUGACGUCUGACUCUGUCAGACACCGACUGCAACCCGGCUGGGCUUGUCUCUAGGACUUGCACCAUCUCUCCUGUUGGCGAGAGUUAAACUUAAAGGCACUUAAGCGAGUAUUUCCAGUUAAUAGGAAAACUUUGGAAGGAACUCGCUUCUUUGCACACUUUUGAUAAGCAGGACUCAUAAAUCCUCAAUUGCAUAAAGAUGAUUCUGGGCAUGCGGCCAUACAUUAGUUUAGCACCAUGUUCUUUUCGGGAAUGUACUGUGAUUUUUAAAAAAAAUUUAUUGCCACUAUUUAAAAAAAAGCUGAAGGCUUCUCGGGCCACCCAAGAACUUUCAAAACAACCUCGGUUUUAAUCUCGUCAAAGGAACCGUUUCAGUGACUGUGUCUUUCAUUACAUUAGAAUAUCAUCUACCAAUAUUUCCAGUUCUAUGCCUAUAAUUUUUCCCUCCCCUCCCCUUCCGCAACAAAGGUGCAGCAAAAAUGCCCCAUUAAAUUUGAAUAUGUGCAUUGUUGUGAGCAGAGCUUUAUUUUGCCAUUGAUGAUUAUCUUCUUUAUGAACAUAAACCUCCGCUCCACAAGUUUGGAAGACGUAGGGCAUGUUUUUCAUCAGUUUGAGAGCCACAGUGAAAACAAAUUCAUUCUUCGCUCUUUGAACACCUCAACAGUUAUCCUUUGCAUUUCAGAAUAAUGUGACGUGCAAAUAUUUGAGACAGCUUUUUCUUCUCAAAACAUUUCAGGGAAAAGAUAAAUAUUUGACGUACGGUGUGCUUUGGUUAUGACGGUGUUUUUUUUCCUAUGUUAAAAAAUCUUUCCAUGUCUUCUCGUCGCCGAGACGAAGAGAGUAUUACAUUUCAUUUUUGUUAAAGUUCCUUUGAAUCUAAAGCUGAUUCUUUCAGCCUGACUCAGUCACUGGAAGAAAACACGCGUAAAACUAUAGUGACACAUUUCUUUACAACCAGAAUAGCUGCAUGCCAUUAAACAAAGUGCAACCAAA
This is a messenger RNA of Callorhinchus milii (elephant shark), 3106 nucleotides long. RefSeq names its product coiled-coil domain-containing protein 42 homolog (gene ccdc197). The record is from RefSeq and is a predicted model, not a curated record. NCBI's taxonomy places the organism in Eukaryota, Metazoa, Chordata, Chondrichthyes, Chimaeriformes, Callorhinchidae. The transcript has 10 exons. The coding region runs from base 197 to 1363 and encodes 388 amino acids.